AUCUUGACUAAACUUUGCAUCAGCUCAACCAGGUGGUGGUCACCCAGGUUCCCCUAUGCAAUGCAGCCUAAAGCCAAUCUUGGUGAUUGUUUGAUGCAGCAGCUAGCGUCCAAUAUAAGAUUCUCCGUCACGGACGGCACAACCUACAAGAUAACAUCACCGUGUGGCAUGAGACUGUGAGGACAGGUCCUCUCUAUUACAGCAACUCACCGGGUGCGCAAUUGUCCAUGGCUGCUCCAAGCGCAUCUUGCCUCGUCGGUCCCGUCCCGUUCAAGGACAUCGCCACCGCCGUCGACGACGACCACAGCUCCCCGCCCGAAGAGUACGGGGACGUCGUCUCCGACCUGCCCAGCACCACCGCCCUAGGCAUGGUCCUGCGCCAGUACCGUGGCUCCUGGGUGAUGCAAGAAAGGGUCACCGGGUUCAUCUCUCUCCAGCGACGCUUCACGCCACGCCCCGGCGACGUCCUCCUCGCGAGCCCGGCCAAAUGCGGCACGACCUGGCUCAAGGCGCUGGCCUUCGCCACCAUGGUGCGGGGCGCGUACCCGCCCGCCGACCCUCAGCACCCGCUCCUCCGCAUGAACCCGCACGAGUGCGUCCCCUUCAUGGACGAGCUGUUCACCGCCGGGCAGGGCGCCGGGCUUGAGGCGCUGCCGUCGCCUCGUCUCAUGAACACGCACAUGCAUCACGCCUUGCUGCCAGCCUCCGUUACUGAUAACCCCGACUGCAAAAUCGUCUUCAUCUGCAGGGACCCCAAGGAUAUGCUCGUUUCCUUGUGGCAUUUUCUCAGAGGUGUUCGUCCUUGCACGUUUGCUGACCUGUUCGACUCUGCCUGCGAGGGGAAGACCCCCAAUGGCCCUAUAUGGGACCAUCUCCUCGGCUACUGGAGCGCAAGCAAGACCAGCCCGGACAAUAUCCUUUUCCUGAGGUACGAGGAGAUGCUCGUCGACCCGGUCGACCACGUUAGGAAGCUGGCGCGGUUCAUCGGGCAGCCAUUCUCACAGGGGGACGAGGUGGCGGGGAUUCCGGCCGACAUCGUGAAGCUCUAUAGUUUUGACAAGCUCAAAGGCCUAGCCGCCAACAAGGCAGGCUCCUACGACGGGAAGGUUUUCAAUUUCUCGCAUGAAUCCUUCUUCAGGAAAGGGGUGGCCGGAGAUUGGGUGAACCAUAUGACGCCGGAGAUGGCGCAGCGCUUUGACACCAUCAUCGAGGAUAGGCUUGGAGGGUCCGGCCUCACAUUCAAGUGACCUCCAUCUGUUGCCAAGGGCGGAGGUGGUGGUUGUUGCAGUGUUGGCGUUGAUCGCUUCGACAUGCGUAAUGUCUUUUGUUUGGUUUCUUUCUUUCUACUUAUAUAUAUAUUCGUUAUAUGGUUGUAUGACUAUGUUCUGAACUGAAAAUCCGCAAUAAAAGACGGCAUAUGUAUCAAUCGAUGUAUAAGCCGGAGGAUCCCCCUCGUUUCUAGAAUAA
This is a messenger RNA of Hordeum vulgare subsp. vulgare (domesticated barley), 1467 nucleotides long. Its product is annotated as flavonol 3-sulfotransferase-like. Gene Ontology annotation, biological process: sulfation. The transcript has 2 exons. The record is from RefSeq and is a predicted model, not a curated record. Bases 228 to 1247 code for a protein of 339 amino acids. Gene Ontology annotation, molecular function: sulfotransferase activity. Gene Ontology annotation, cellular component: cytoplasm. NCBI's taxonomy places the organism in Eukaryota, Viridiplantae, Streptophyta, Magnoliopsida, Poales, Poaceae.